ACCACGUCAAGCUUCUCUUGACUAGGAACAUGGCUUUGUUCAUAUAGUGUAUAUACAUUAUCUUUUCUUUUCUUCUUCUUUCCUUUUUUACGAGGCAAUCUCAAGACCCACCACCUACAACUCUCCACACCCGUCCUUCAACACAGAUCAAUAUGGCACAGAAAGCAGCAAAAACUCUCGCAACGCGAAAUGCCUCUCUUCUGCUUCGCACUCAUAUAAUCACUCUUUGUCUUCAUUCAGCCUUCCUCCUCCUCCACUGGAUUUUCAACCGUCCCCGCUCUUUAACGCCCUAUAUUGUCCUUGCGUGCCCAACUCUAGCAAUUGAGUUCUAUCUGGACCGCCUAGGCCGUCCACGUUAUAACCCCGCCGAUGGCUCCCUCCGCGCCCCGGGAGAGGACCUGGGAGCUGCCGGCCUUACCGAGUAUAUGUGGGAUAUCUUGUAUUGGACCUGGGGCUGUAUCGGCGCGGUCUGUGUGUUUGGCGAUCGAGCCUGGUGGUUGUGGAUUGUGGUGCCAUUGUACUCUAUCUGGUUGGCAUAUACCACUUUCACGGGGAUGAAGAGCGGAUUAGCCGGAAUGGGUGGGACGGGUGAGACAGAGCCAGCUGUUGCAGAAAGCAGGAGGCAGAAGAAGAUGGAGAAAAGAGGAGGCCGAGUACAAUAUCGAUGAAUUGUUGAAUGUAGUAGCUAUUAAAUGUACUUUUUAAGUUUUAUUUUGUUUUUGGGUUUUGCCAUGAGCAGAGUGAGCAUAUUGUUGAGAGAUGACAAAUAUACACUGCAGUUCACCAAAAGUUGUUUGAUUAUGUGUCAGCAUGAAUG
Messenger RNA from Aspergillus alliaceus, 817 nucleotides. RefSeq names its product SND2/TMEM208 family protein. Gene Ontology annotation, biological process: vacuolar protein processing. Gene Ontology annotation, cellular component: intracellular membrane-bounded organelle. Lineage: Eukaryota; Fungi; Ascomycota; Eurotiomycetes; Eurotiales; Aspergillaceae. The record is from RefSeq and is a predicted model, not a curated record. The transcript has 2 exons. Bases 153 to 668 code for a protein of 171 amino acids.